AUGUCAAAAUUUUUAGGCUACCCCGGACUAUUUUCCUGCAAAUACUGCACAAACAAAAUGGACUUGAUAGGCAAAAUUCCCCAGCUAAACAAGAAACACGUUCACAUCAAUAACCCGGACAAAUUCAACAAAAUUCUGCAACAGCUAAUCGAAGACGGCCCCUCCAAAUUGCAAGUGCUCUCUGAUUUUGGCAAAACAAUAACAAAACAACAUCACAAAGGCAAACCUCACCUAAACGGCUACGGUAUUAUUAAAAAUUGCCCUUCGUUGACAGAUGAGCUUGGCAAGACUCUAGAUGGUUUAUACAAGAAAUACUAUCCAAUGGAAAUGGAUCUCCAUAUACCCCUUAAGGAGAAGUACCAAUUAAUGGAGGAGUGGUGGGAUCUAAACGAAAAUGCAUUUAAAGGUUUAAUUGUGAGCCCAAAGGAAUUGGAGGUUGUGUGUAAGCAACUUGGACCCACUCUAAGGGAAGGUAUGAAUAUUGCUUUUGAUAUGCUUUACAAAGAAGAAGUUCCUGUUUUAGUUUUCUCAGCUGGUCUGGGAGACAUUGUUAAACUCGUUUUAAAUCAAAAAGAAGUACUUUUACCUAACAUAAAGAUUGUUUCUAAUUUUUUAAAGUUUAAUUCUGAAGGUGUUAUAGAGGGCUUUACAGCUCCUCCUAUACACAUUUAUAAUAAAAACGAGUACAUCAUUGAGAAUGCUGAAUUUUACAACUGUAUUAUCGAUAAAACUAAUGUUAUUUUGCUUGGUGAUUCCAUAGGAGAUGCUAAAAUGGCUGAAGGCAUCCCACAUGUGAAAAACGUUUUAAAAAUCGGAUUUCUAUAUGAAAGGAAAGAAGAAGCCCUUCCAAACUAUUUGGAUGCUUAUGAUGUUGUUUUAGAAGAUGAUCAAACAAUGGAGGUCUUUAUUUCUCUAUUAAAAUGCAUUUUCAAGAAAAAAUAAAUUAA
This is a messenger RNA of Brassicogethes aeneus, 947 nucleotides long. The record is from the annotation of a GenBank genome assembly. NCBI's taxonomy places the organism in Eukaryota, Metazoa, Arthropoda, Insecta, Coleoptera, Nitidulidae.